GAAAGAAACAAAACGAAGAAGGAGAAUUACCCCUAAUGCUCGAGGGUUGGCCUGGCCGCCAUUGCUUGUGUACGCUGAUUGCUUUGAGGACGCGGGAUAGUUGCAAGAAUGGCGCUCCGUCGGCUCUUCCAGCUGUCUUCACUGUUCCGCUCAGCAGUGACGGUGACACUGCGCAGGAAUAUCGGCAUCUCAGCUGUGCUGUUUAACCGAGCAAAAGAAUUGGACCCUGUACAGAAACUGUUUCUGGACAAGAUCCGCGAAUACAACACCAAGAGCAAGAGCACAGGUGGAGUUGUUGAUGCUGGCCCCAAUUACCAGAAGAACCUGACAGAAGAGGUUGCAAAACUACAAAGGUUAUACGGAGAUGGAGACCUUACAAAGUUCCCUGACUUCAAAUUCCCAGAACCCAAGCUGGAAGAGGUGGCUAAGUGAUAAACCCUCUGCUCCUGUGUUUGUCUCCUAAAUGAUUGGUGUGAAUAUUUAAUAAAUGACCUUGGUUUAGAAAUA
Molecule: messenger RNA, 507 nt
Organism: Electrophorus electricus (electric eel)
Lineage: Eukaryota; Metazoa; Chordata; Actinopteri; Gymnotiformes; Gymnotidae
Gene: atp5pf
Product: ATP synthase peripheral stalk subunit F6
Biological process (GO): proton motive force-driven ATP synthesis
Cellular component (GO): proton-transporting ATP synthase complex
Molecular function (GO): proton transmembrane transporter activity
Source: RefSeq, a predicted model, not a curated record